UUCUUCAUUUCCAGAUUUCUUUCCUUCUACAACUCCCCGAACCCUCUCUUCUGAAGAAAUCGUUCUGGAUAUCAGAAAUUUUCCAAAAAUCAAACAAAAAAUCGGUUUGGAUAGACAUGGACGGUUCAUCUUCCGGAAAAAGGGUUUCUUCAUCGAGGUCUCAUGAACCUUCCGCAGCUCCUAAACCAUCACUUUCUGGAGCUGGGGAAACAAAUGAGAAUGUCUUGACCCAGGACCAAAUGAAUUCCAAGUUGCAUAACCACAAGAAACCACUGAAUAGGCAUUUCAGGUCACCCCCCAUGUCUGAAGCUUCUAAGACUGCUGUAAGGGGAAAGAAUAUUUUGGGUGAAAGGAAUGGAGCUGACUCAAACUCAGGCAGAUCUUCUUUGGGAAUUUCAUCUCAAAGUUGUGCCUCCGGGUCGAAUGAUGAUGAGCAAAACAGUAGCUUUGUUGCUGAUUCGUCCUCGAAUCAGUAUGAUCCUUUAACAAAUUACCUCUCCCCCCGGCCUAAGUACUUGCGCUACAAACCUAACAGGCGUCGGGAGAUCCUUCUGCAUCUUGAAAAUAGGGAUGGAGAAGGAAAUGAUGGACUUGGUGUUGAAAGAAUCAUUUCUGUUGAAACCAAGGAAUUUGUUGGAGAUGAAGGAUCAAUGGGGCAUGCCAAGGAAUCUUCCCCUCUGACUCCCCGAGAAGUUAAUGUGCAACCAGAAAACGAUGAAAUUCUCAAGAAAGGGGAUGGCGGUGAUGACUCCUGUCUUCCUUCGCAGGAAGGUAAUGCAGAGCCAGAAAAUGAUAAAAUUCCUGAGAAUGAGGAUGCUGAUGAUGACAACGAUGAAGCAGUAGACAGCGAGGAGGAGGAUGAAGAUGAUGUGGAGGAGGAGGAGGAAUACUUUGAGGACAAUGGUCGGAAUUUCAAUUGGUUGUUGAAACUUCUGCUUUUAAUGGUGAUUGUGUUCCUAUCUCCCUUGUUUGCAUCUUUGAUGGACUAUCCUUUAUCUUCACCAACUGAACUUGGAGUUGUUCCCUUAGAUGUGAAUAGAAGUAUAAGUGAUUCUCACAACAAAAUUGAGGCUUCGACAAGUAGUUUUUGGGAAUUGGAUCAAGGAGACGAGGUAGAAUUUGUUGAGGAUGAAGAGAUCUUUUCUGGAACUAGCAUUGAGCUAGUUGAGGUGGCUGGGACUGCGAAUGGGCUCAGUGAAGGUUCUGAUCAAGAACUAGAAAAAGAACACACAGAAACUGAUAUGGUAGAUGACAAAGAAGCAGAAGCUUUUGAUCACCUGGCUAUAUUAGAACCUAUCGAAAACAAACUUGAAGCUGUCAGUACAGUGGAAAAUGAAGAUUUUGGCUUGCUGAAGAAGCACAAAGCCUUUGAUAAGACUGAUGAUUCCCGUGAAGAUCACGAAAAUCUGGAAAUCUCUGAAAGCCUUGCUAUUCCUAAUGCACCAUCAGAAGAUGAGAAUUUUGCUACUGUAAUCCAAGAAUUCGAUCAAAUGAAUGACGAGAAUGAGGUUUUACUGGUAGAGCCAACUUCAAAGGCAAGCCUUGGAGAAACAGUUCCAGAGACACAAAUGGAGAGAGAUGAAGAUACAGAUGACAAGAUUAGUGUUCCAGGGUGUAUGGCUGCUGCUUAUAGUGAGGAAUCUGAUUCCAGUAAUUCUGAUGGUGCAGAGAAGUCCAUAUAUUUAAAGCUCCAACAGAUUGGACCCACUCCAGCAGCUCUUGCCAUUGCUUCCAUACUUUCCCUGAUUUUGGCAUAUGCUAUCUCCAUUUAUUCUACAAGGAAAGCAAGAAGUUCUCGUAAACACUCAAAUCCCGUCGUUGAACCACCACAGCAGUCUAACAGAGCGGAGAUACUCACAGCUGUGAUUCCAAAUGUCGAAAUAGCACAUGUUGAGGAUGAUGAUGUUGAUGGGAAAAGAGAAUCUAUUGCAAAGGUUUCAUCAUCGUCGUUCUAUCCUAUUGAAGAAACACCGAAGGACCACCACCCGAGAUGCACCCCCAAGUUGUUCCCCCAACUUGAAAUCUCCUCUAGACUCGAAAUGGCCGCUCAUGACACCACACAACUUCACAACGUUUAUUCUACAGAAGCCUCAUAUUUUUCUCGCUCGGUGAGAGAUUCAUCAGUAGAGUUUAGCCACACCAAAUCGCUCGGGGUUGAGCUUCUCGGAGAACUUGUUAUAGGAGAAGUGAGCAGCUCCCUAAGAACUCAUGCCAGGAAAACCAGGCUGCCUGAAACAGAAGAGAGUAGUAGCAAUUCCUUCUCUCAGGUCAGUGGCUCAAGACUUCCUCCAUUGCAGCCAUCUUCUGCUUUCUGGGACUCUCAAACCUCUGAAUCCUCAUAUGGAAAGAAGCUAGUCAAGAAAGAGGGAGGCAAAGAUGGAGAGGCCAAGAAGAUAAUCACAACUCCAGUAAGGCGAUCAAGCAGAAUUCGAAGCCGGGGCACAGUCAUGUCUCCAUGAAAUCUCAAAUCAAUCUUAGUGAAUUGUAUUUGUUUCUUUAGGGAAACAGCAAUCUGUUGUUUCAUAAGCUAGCUUUCUUCUUCAUUCUUCUUAGAAAACUUGUUCACCUGACCUAAUGUAAUGGAUGAUAAUUCUCUAAUCUUUAGUUUAAUUUGCCCACUUCUCUUCUGUUCA
Molecule: messenger RNA, 2633 nt
Organism: Ipomoea triloba (trilobed morning glory)
Lineage: Eukaryota; Viridiplantae; Streptophyta; Magnoliopsida; Solanales; Convolvulaceae
Exons: 3
Coding region: 117-2459 (780 amino acids)
Source: RefSeq, a predicted model, not a curated record